Molecule: messenger RNA, 720 nt
Organism: Daldinia childiae
Lineage: Eukaryota; Fungi; Ascomycota; Sordariomycetes; Xylariales; Hypoxylaceae
Product: Ubiquitin carboxyl-terminal hydrolase isozyme L3
Exons: 2
Coding region: 1-720 (239 amino acids)
Biological process (GO): protein deubiquitination; ubiquitin-dependent protein catabolic process
Cellular component (GO): cytoplasm
Molecular function (GO): cysteine-type deubiquitinase activity
Source: RefSeq, a predicted model, not a curated record
AUGGAGAGAAAGAAAUGGGUUAUGUUGGAAAAUAAUCCCGAGGUGAUGAACCAAUUAGCUGCAAAGCUAGGUCUGUCCCAGGAGUUGUCAUUCCACGAUGUCUGGUCGUUCGACGAACCUGAACUCCUGGCCCAUAUCCCUCGGCCCGCCCUGGCUCUACUAGUCAUUUUACCCCUUACCCCUGCCUGGAAAGCAGAGCGUGAGGCUGAAGAUGCUGAGAAGGAGGACUAUCAAGGCCGCGGGGCCGAGGAGCCUGUAAUAUGGUUCAAGCAGACUAUCGGAAACGCUUGCGGGUCCAUCGGGUUUCUGCACUGCGCCAUCAACGGCCCGACUGCGGAGUACAUCCUACCGGGCUCCGACCUGGAAGAAAUCCGUCGUCAGGCUAUCCCUUUAGGGAUGGAGGAGCGGGCUGACUUGCUUUAUAACAGUGUGCCUUUCGAAAAAGCUCACGAAUCGUGCGUUCAGUUAGGAGAUACGGUUGCCCAGAACGAAGAGCAUCUAGGACAGCACUUUGUGGCGUUCGUCAAAGUCGGUGGUAGACUCUGGGAACUAGAAGGGUCAAGAAAAGGUCCAAUAGAUAGAGGCGCGCUUGCAGACGACGAGGAUGUUCUCAGCCCGAAGGCACUUGAUUUGGGGUUUAGGAGGGUUAUACGUCUUGAUCAGCAGGCUGGGGGUACGGAUUUACGAUUUAGCUGUAUCGCUCUAUCUCGAAAAGCUUAA